AUGAGAUCAGUGAGACCUGAUUCGGGAGAGGCAAUUGCGGACUACUCCACAUUUCUCAGUUCCGUUUUCGCCCUACUCCGCACUGUCCUCGGUGAUUUCGACUUUUCGGCACUUUCGCAAACAAAUCGCGUCCUUGGGCCGUUAUUCUUUGUCACUUACGUGUUCUUCGUCUUCUUCGUUCUGCUGAACAUGUUCCUCGCUAUCAUCAACGACUCGUACGUGGAAGUAAAAGCCGAACUAGCACGCCAGAAAGAUGGCUAUGGUAUUUUCGAUUGGAUUAGAAAGAAACUUACCGGUGGGAAGCGGAAUGACAAGACACUUACUACUUACAACGACUACAAACUCGAAUUGUUGACGGCUGGCUACAACGAGAAGGACGUUACGGACGCGUUCGAGAAGCUGAACAUAGACCUUGACGACGAAGUCAACAAUGACGCUCUUGUUGAGGUUGGAAAUGAGAUCAGGGAUCAGGUGUGCCGCAAGAAAGUCAUCGAGGAAGAGUAUCGUUCAACCGCAGUGUAA
Ostertagia ostertagi is the source of this 522-nucleotide messenger RNA. Lineage: Eukaryota; Metazoa; Nematoda; Chromadorea; Rhabditida; Trichostrongylidae. The record is from the annotation of a GenBank genome assembly.